This is a messenger RNA of Baudoinia panamericana UAMH 10762, 881 nucleotides long. RefSeq lists its product as uncharacterized. Gene Ontology annotation, biological process: regulation of peroxisome size; peroxisome fission. The record is from RefSeq and is a predicted model, not a curated record. Lineage: Eukaryota; Fungi; Ascomycota; Dothideomycetes; Mycosphaerellales; Teratosphaeriaceae. The transcript has 3 exons. Bases 14 to 721 code for a protein of 235 amino acids. Gene Ontology annotation, cellular component: peroxisomal membrane.
CGUCUCCGCCGCCAUGGUCAUGGAUGCCCUCGUCUACCACCCGGCCGUGAGCCACUACAACCGCUUCGUUGCGACGACGAUCGGCAGGGAUAAGGCUCUCCGAACGCUUCAGUACUUUGCCCGCUUCCUCGCAUGGUACACCUACCGCACCAACCACCCCGCAGCAACCGUCGCGAUCUUUGAAGCGGUUAAGAAGAACUUCGGAAGCGUGCGCAAGGCCAUGCGCCUCGGCAAGUUCGUAGAGCAUAUCAAGGCAGCUUCAGUCGCCGCCGAUGCCAAAUCGAUGGACCCGAUUCUCCGAUUCCUGGCAGUGGGCAGACAGCUAGGGUAUGCGGGAUAUUUAUUCAUGGACAACCUCGCCUACUUCGACCAGUCCGGCAUCAAGAAGUUCGAGGCGGCCGCGAGAUUGCAGAAAGAAGCUUAUCGCGCGUGGCUGGCGGGCUUGCUAUGCAAUGUCGCAGCGGGCAUCUACACGCUGUACAACCUCCAGAUGGCGGCGCGAAAGCAGGCUGAUAGCCAGGACGCGGAGAAAGCGGUGGAGGCGAAGAAGCUGCAGAAGGAACGCAGCGCGGUGCAAUUACAACUCGUGUCCGACCUUUGCGAUUGUACCGUUCCGAGUAGCGCUCUGGGAUACGCUAACUUCGACGACGGCAUUGUUGGCUUAGCAGGCACCUUGAGCAGCUUGAUCGGCCUGUUCGCUGCAUGGAACAAGACGUUGUGAACCUGUCAACAAGCGAGAACUGUUUGUGGAGGUCAAUUUGGCUUAUCAGUAUCUGGUGGUCUUAGCGUAGCUCAACGCUCUCCUAGUAAUGACGAAGUCAAUCUUAUCCUGCGGAAUAUGGAUCUGGUUCAAUCUUCUUACGGUGAAUGCCGCUCACGCA